Haliotis rubra (blacklip abalone) is the source of this 1154-nucleotide messenger RNA. Its product is annotated as D-beta-hydroxybutyrate dehydrogenase-like. The record is from RefSeq and is a predicted model, not a curated record. The transcript is spliced from 9 exons. The coding region runs from base 249 to 1040 and encodes 263 amino acids. Gene Ontology annotation, molecular function: 3-hydroxybutyrate dehydrogenase activity. Lineage: Eukaryota; Metazoa; Mollusca; Gastropoda; Lepetellida; Haliotidae.
AACAUUAGCUUAUCACCGACGGGGUCAAACGCAUAUUCGUUACUUGCAUUACAAGCUGAGGCCAGUUUUUCUCCACACGACCUACUUUUCUGGGUCUAAACAUUCCUGGGACCGUGGAUAGUUUCAAGACUCUCCGGUUUGGUGGAUCGCAGUUCCAUCACCAUCAACACCGGCGUUCUGUGAUGGGUCGAAGUCGCACCGAUGUGUAGAUAUAUAUAGCCCGUGUUUCAAGGUAUAUAGACUGCAGCAUGUCGGGUUCCUUGAAAGGUCUCGUUGCCUUGGUAACGGGUGCAACAAGUGGCAUUGGUCUUGGAAUCGCGCACAGCCUGGCUAAGCGGGGCUGCAGCAUCGUUGUGAAUGGACUCGGGGAUGCAAAGGUGUUCGAGCAACUCAAGGAGGACUUUACUAAGCAACACGGUGUGGAUACACACUUUUCAGGCGAGGAUCUCGCGAAUCUGAGCGAGAUACAGAAACUACACAACGAUGUCCUUAAACUCUACCCGAAAGGACUGGAUAUUCUGGUAAAUAAUGCAGGGUUCCAACAUGUGUGCCCUGUUGAGAGUUUCCCGACAGAGAAAUGGGAUUCCAUGAUUGCGGUGAUGCUGACGGCACCGUUCCACCUGACUCAGCUAUUCCUGCCGCACAUGAAGGUCAAAGGAUGGGGGCGCAUCAUUAACAUGUCUUCGUGUCAUGGUCACGUGGCUUCAGCCAACAAAUCAGCGUACGUCUCCGCAAAACAUGGCAUCAUUGGGCUUACCAAGACGGUUGCCAUAGAGACGGCUGGUUCCGGUGUCACGUGUAACGCCAUCUGUCCUGGUUAUGUUGAAACACCGUUGUUUAUGAAGCAAGCUGAGGAUAGAUCUCGAGACCAGGGAAUCACAUUAGAACAAGCAAAGGCUCAAAUUGUCGGCGUCCAUGCCUCCAAACAGCCAGUCAAGCUGGAGCAUAUCGGUGAAAUGGCAGCAUUCCUGUGUUCCCCCGCGGCUGACCAGAUGACCGGAGCGUCCCUCGUUGUGGACGGAGGAUGGACAGCGCAGUGAAUUAUCUGUCAAAGAAACUGUUCUGUUUUUGGACAUUGGAAGUUUCUCUGCGAGAAAAUAAUCCAACGGAAUGGUGAAUGCGGAAGUGACAUACGUGGUUUAAGUGAUGCGAGA